AUGGAGCAACAGCUCUUGACACUCCUCGCAGACACUCAGUCACCAGCUGCUGAUACGAGAAAGGCCGCUGAGCUCCAGCUUCUUCGCCUCUAUUCCAACGAACAAUUCCCCCUCUCCCUCGCCGCCAUAGCCUCUCACGACUCCGUCCCUACCAACCUUCGCCAGUCUUCCCUGUCCGUACUGCGUACCUUCAUUGCGGCCGCUUGGUCGCCAAAUUUAGACGAAUUCAAGGGCCAGGUUCUGAUCAAUGACACCAACAAGACUCAAAUCCGACGUGUACUGUUGGAACUGGCCACUACUGCGGAUGUGCAAGAGCGGAAGGUCAAAUCGUCUGCCAGCUACGCGGUCAGCAAGAUUGCCAGCGCUGAUUUCCCUGAUGAAUGGCCAGAGCUUCUCCCGUCACUUUUACAGGUCAUCAACGAUGCUAAUAGCAGUGCGGGUGCAUUGCACGGCGCGUUGAAGGUUCUGUUGGACCUCGUCGAUACCGGCUUCAGUGAGGAGCAGUUCUUUGGUGUUGCCCGCGACCUCGUUACCACUCUUUUCAACAUUGCGACUAGUGAGUCAAGAAAGCCGAUGCUGAGAGCAUUGGCCGUUGCCGUUUUUCGCUCUUGCUUCGAUACCUUGGAGAUGGUGCUUGAGCAGCACAAGGUGGCGGUCAAGCAGUUUAUGGAUGAGGUGCUGAGCGGCUGGUCCCCAUUCUUCAUUGAGACUCUGAAGGCUCCCUUGCCACAGGCCCCCAGUGAGCAAGAGGAGUCCAAAGAGGGUGAGAUCCCUUCUCAAUGGAGGGGUAUAAUUGGACUGAAAUUGCAGGUGGUCAAGACGCUUAUGAAGAUUCGAAUGGUUUUUCCCGGCCUUAUGACAGCUCAAAGCCCGGUCUAUUUUUCGACUGUCUGGACAGAGCUUUCCAACAUUCAGUCUGCUUAUCACGAGUUCUAUAUCCAUGACGAACGACAGGGCCGCUUAGAAGAUGUUGACGGACUCCCUUACACGCUGGACUUUCUUGUGCUGGAAGAGCUUGACCUGAUUCAAGCGCUUCUAAAGGCACCACCAGUCAAAGCUGAACUCCAGCAGCAGUUGCAGAACGCUGGUCAGGCUGCAGCAACCGCCAGUUGGCUUCCAGAGAUCUUGAAGCUGGCCAGUUCAUACGCCCAGAUUACGACUGAGGAGGAAGGACUGUGGGACAUUGACGUGAAUCUCUUUCUAUCGGAAGAGACCUCUGUCACUGCCAAUUAUACGCCCCGAACCUGCAGUGGAGACUUGGUCAUUAAACUGGGAGAGUGGCUCAAGGUUACAAUUGUUGAAGGUCUCCUCGCCUACAUGAACAAUCUUUUUGCCGACUCAACGUCGACAUGGAAAUCUCGUGAAUCAGCUUUGUUCAUUCUCAACCAGUUGCUGCGAGACUUCAACGAAGUUUCGCAGCAGGUAUCUUCCGACUUGGCAAGUGGCUUUCACAAUUUCGUUACGUUCGCUAUCCACCAAGAAGAAGAAUUCCUGCGAGCUCGUGGUUACCUUGUGGCCGGCGUCUUGGCUCAAGUUGCGAGCGACGCUUUCCAGCCUACCGCUAUCUCCUACUUCGAAGCGACCCUCAAGGCGGUCGCCGAAGACCCCUCGGAAGUGGUCAAGGUAUCCUGCAUUCGGGCCCUUCAGGAUCUUAUGGCUUCCCUUCCUGCAAGCACUACAGUCCCACUUCAGGUUCCCGUUAUCAAUGCCCUGUCGGAGUUCAUUGCCGCGCACGACCUUCAGGAGCCUUCCGAGAGCGACGACCUCAAGGUCACUUUAGCGGAGGCGAUCCGCGAUACUAUCAUGGUUAAUCCAAGUGUGGUCUUGUCAUCUAUUGCCAUUGAUGUCCUGUUCAAUAUAGCCAGCAAUGGGGCUACGAAUUUCCAGCUGACAAUGAUCGUUACCGAGGCAUUCGAGGAUAUCGUACAGUCUAUCUCCGAACAGGGAGCCGAUUCUUUCAUCCGCCUUUGUGAGAAAGUGCUCCCUGCGCUCACGGGUGCGAUUGAUGUUGGAAACCUCACUCAGGAGAAUGCUCUCACGAACUUUGCGGCUGAUCUCCUGCGCGCAUUGACGGAAGGAGCCCUCCAGCCUUUACCUGCCGGAUUUGUAGAGACUGUCAUGCCCAAGCUUAACAGGUUGCUGUUGGACUCUUACGAUGCUGAGCUAAUUCGCCCUGCUACAGAAGCGGUUCGGCACAUUCUUUCACAUGACUUUGAUCAGUUCGUGGCCUGGCGCGAUCCCCAGACUGGCAAGGAAGCGGUUGAGGUUGCGCUGAUAAUCAUUGAUCGGUUGCUAGGCCCGUCGGUCGACGAUAACGCCGCAACUGAGGUGGGACAGCUGGCAGCCGAGCUGGUCGAAAGAGCUGGAGCCGAGAGACUUGGGCCUUAUCUGCCACAGCUGCUCCGGGCUGUAGCUCAGCGUCUUGCCACGGCUCAACAGGCACAAUUUAUUCAGAGUUUGAUCCUUGUUUUCGCCCGGCUGACUCUGAUAAACGCUCGGGAAGUGGUUGACUUCCUGGCGCAAGUCGAUAUUAGUGGUCAGAGCGGACUGCCAAUUGUUUUGAGCAAAUGGCUCGAGAAUUCGGUCAACUUCGCUGGAUACGACGAGAUAAAGCAGAACAUCAUUGCGCUGGCUACAAUGUACAACCUCGAAGACCCGCGCCUGGCUCAAGUGCAAGUUAAAGGCGACCUCAUCAUUCAGGACACGGGUCGCAUCAAGACCCGGUCGCAGACCCGCAACAACCCAGACCGUUACACGACGGUGACGGCUCCGUUGAAAAUUAUCAAAGUGCUCGUCGAGGAGCUGGCCGCUGCAUCCGGCAGCAAGGAGAUUGACGCAGCUACCGCGGCCGCUUUAGAAGAAGAGGACAGCGACGACGAUGGUGAAUGGGAAGACAUUCCCAGCAAUACACUGGAUCUCAGCCUGGGUGUCACCAAGCAAGAGCUCAUGGCCUUUGGCGAAGGUGGCUCUGAAGGGGUGUUUGGUGUGCGCAAGCGGGAUGACGAGACUCAGGCAUUCUUGCUGGACUUCUUCCACAAUGCGUCCACUAAGCCCGGGUUCGAGCAAUUGUUCGCCGCGCUAACUCCCGACGAACAGGAGAAACUCCGCAGCUUGGGCUGA
This is a messenger RNA of Aspergillus udagawae, 3120 nucleotides long. Its product is annotated as putative importin beta-5 subunit. The transcript is spliced from 3 exons. Gene Ontology annotation, molecular function: small GTPase binding. The record is from RefSeq and is a predicted model, not a curated record. Lineage: Eukaryota; Fungi; Ascomycota; Eurotiomycetes; Eurotiales; Aspergillaceae. Gene Ontology annotation, biological process: protein import into nucleus. The coding region runs from base 1 to 3120 and encodes 1039 amino acids. Gene Ontology annotation, cellular component: cytosol; nuclear envelope.